Messenger RNA from Gavia stellata (red-throated loon), 855 nucleotides. Its product is annotated as histone H1.8. Gene Ontology annotation, biological process: nucleosome assembly. The record is from RefSeq and is a predicted model, not a curated record. The transcript is spliced from 5 exons. Gene Ontology annotation, molecular function: DNA binding. Bases 1 to 855 code for a protein of 284 amino acids. Gene Ontology annotation, cellular component: nucleosome. NCBI's taxonomy places the organism in Eukaryota, Metazoa, Chordata, Aves, Gaviiformes, Gaviidae.
AUGGAGCCUCAGCCGGCUGAAGCUGCCGGCACAGCCCAGCUCCCGGCUAUGCUGGCCCGGGUCCGGCGGCCCCCGCACCCCCCCACCCUGCACAUGGUCAUCGAGGCCCUGCAGGCCCAGGACAAGAGGAAGGGCGCCUCUGUCAUCGCCAUCAAGCGUUUCAUCCUGGCCAAGUACCCUGCUGUGGACCCCAUUCGCCUCAAGUACUUGCUGAAGCAGGCGCUGAGCAAGGGGCUGAGCCGUGGAGACCUGGUGCGGCCCCACAACUCCUCCGCCAUGGGGGCCACUGGCCGCUUCAAGUUAGCCCCUGAGAAGCUGCGGCACAAGCAACUGCCGGGCCAGGUGGCUGCUGACGAAGGACAGGCCCCGAAGUCCCGAUGGAAAAGGACCACCAAACCCCCCCGGGCCCCUGCGGCGUGUGUGCAACAGCGAGGUGCCGCGGAGGAGAAGCCGACAGCAGCGAAGCAGAAGCGGAGGCCUGUUGUGCUCUCUCCCCUCCAGGCCCGGCCACCGGCAGCAGCGAAGCCCAUGAGCGACGGAGCGAAGCCCCCGCAGGCUGCCAGCCGCCCCAGGGCCCCCGGCAAAGGGCGUUCAGGGCCCCCCGCGGCUCCGGCUGCUGAGGAUGCAGGAGGGGGCGAUGGCCACAGCCCUGUGGGUGCUAGGGCAAAGGGGCCCCGAAAGGCUCCAGUGGGAAAUAGCAAGGGGGAGGCGCCCAAGGGGGCACAGCUAGACACCCGCAAGACAAAGGGGGGUCAAGGCAAGGCGAGGAAGCCCCGGGCAGCCCCAGGAUCUGGCCAGGGGGAGGCUGGGCUGCGGAAGGCAGCCCCCACCCCAGCAGGCAGGAAGGCCCCAUAG